Molecule: messenger RNA, 4230 nt
Organism: Dracunculus medinensis (Guinea worm)
Lineage: Eukaryota; Metazoa; Nematoda; Chromadorea; Rhabditida; Dracunculidae
Source: the annotation of a GenBank genome assembly
AAAUGUUUGGAUAUGAAUGAUGAUUUGAAGAAAGUGUCGGUUAUGUUUCUUCGCAGUGCUAUUGAUCGAAUCCUUGCUGAGCGUGAUAUAAAGCGUAAAGAGCAUUUGCAACUUCGGAAAGCUUGUGAACAAGCUUUAGAGCAGUUACAAUUGGAAUGUGAUGGCGAAGAUAACAUCUCGACAAAUAUUCUUCCAUCAAAUUCGCAUUUUAUUCAGGCUGACCAAUAUUUUCUACCGUUUGAUCUUGCAUGUCGCUCAAAAAAUGCUAAAAUUGUUAUAAUAGCGCUAGAUUGUUUGCAGAAAUUAAUAGCGUAUGGUCAUCUUACUGGCAGUGGGGUUGAUAUUGCAAAUCCUGAGAGGCUUUUGAUUGACCGUAUUGUUGAAGCGAUUUGUUCUCCUUUCAGUGGUCCGAAUACUGAUGAAGGCGUUCAACUUCAGAUUUUAAAGGCUAUUCUGGCAGCAAUAUUAGCUCCUACGUGCGAAGUGCAUGAAGGAACUCUCUUACUUGCUGUACGGACUUGUUUUAAUAUAUAUCUUGCGAGUAGGAGUCCUAUUAAUCAAUCAACAGCUAAGGCUUCUUUAACACAGGUAAUUAAUACGGUCUUCGGCAAUUUGCUCAAGUCAGAAUCAAAUUAUAUUUUAUCUGUUGAAAAUAUCACUCCGCAUCCACGAGUUUUGAAUGUUGGUGCGCUGGCAACUGAUUCAACCGAUAUGCUUUACGAUGAUGUUUCUGUUGCUCAUUUAGCAUUUCGAAAUGUUCGAGAAAAAGAUGCUUUUUUACUGUUCCGUGCAUUAUGUAGGCUGUCAACGAAAUCUCUUCCAGAACGACCCGAUCCUAACCAUGAACUUCGAUCAAAAGAACUUUCUUUGGAAAUGUUAUUACUAAUCGUUCAGAACUGUUCCACUUUUUCGCACAAUUCUCAGCCUUUUGUUCUUGCUCUCCGCCAUUAUUUGUGCGUUUCGCUUUCGCGAAAUGGUGUUUCACCAGUUGUAUCUAUUUUCGAAAAAUCUCUCGCUAUUUUUGUACAGCUCGUCAAUAACUUUAAAAUGCAUCUAAAAAUACAAAUCGAAGUAUUUUUCAAGGAAAUUAUUUUUUCUAUACUGGAGAGUAGUUCAAGUUCAUUUGAGCAUAAAUGGAUUGUAAUUAAUAGCAUAGCAAAAAUUUGCGAAGACCCGCAGAGUCUUGUGGAUAUUUACGUCAACUAUGAUUGUGAUCUUACCUCGGCAAAUAUUUUCGAACGAAUUGUGAACUGUCUUUCGAAAAUAGCUCAGCGGGAACGUUCGAUGCGAAUAUUAGGCCUGAGAUGUCUAGUCGAAUGUCUUCAGUGCAUGGUAGACUGGUUUGAUGAUGUUUAUGGAGAACAAAUUAAUCAUCCUGAAUCACCCACGGUUCAUCAAUAUGAACAACUAAAACAAAAGAAAGAGACGAUAGAGCAUGGGAUUUAUCUGUUUUCCCGUAAGCCAAAACAUGGGCUAAAAUUUCUCCAAGAAAGACAACUUAUCGGAUCAGAAAUUGAAGAUAUUGCCAGAUUCUUCCAUAAAGAAGACAGAUUGGACAAAACAGUGUUGGGUGAUUUUUUGGGUGAUGGCGACGACUUCAAUAAGCAGAUUAUGUAUGCUUAUAUCGAUCAGCUCGAUUUUUCCAACCGGGAUUUUGUUGCCGCUUUGCGGCAAUUUUUAGAUGGAUUUCGACUUCCUGGAGAAGCACAAAAAAUUGAUCGCCUUAUGGAGAAAUUCGCAUCUCGUUAUUGUGAGUGCAAUCCACAUCUUGGUUUGUUUGCAUCAGCUGAUACCGCUUAUGUCUUGGCUUAUUCCAUAAUUAUGCUAACGACGGAUCUACAUAGCCCUCAAGUUCGUAGCAAAAUGACGAAAGAUCAAUAUAUUGCAAUGAACCGUGGAAUAAAUGAUCAAUCUGAUUUACCGAGACAAUAUCUUUCUGAUAUUUAUGACGAAAUAGCUGGCAAUGAGAUAAAGAUGAAGCCUGGUUUAACAAAGAUACCAAAGCAAAAUGCAUUGACAGCAAACGAACGGCAACGAAAGCUUUUACAAAAUUUUGAAUUGGCUGCGAUGGCUCAAACAGCUCGUGCACUAAUGGAAGCAGCAUCACAUUAUGAAGCGGCAUUUACUACAGCUUCACAUUAUGAACAUGUUCGACCGAUGUUCAAGAUCGCAUGGACACCUUGCCUAGCUGCGUUUAGCAUUGGUUUGCAAACAUCUGAAGAUAUUGAGAUUAUUGCACGUUGUUUGGAAGGUUUUAGGUUAGGAAUACGCAUCGCAUGUGUUUUUCGCCUUGCUUUGGAAAGAAAUGCCUAUUUGCAAGCACUUGCUAGGUUUACACUUUUGACUGCAAAAAAUUCGAUGGCUGAAAUGAAAUCAAAAAAUAUCGAAUCCAUAAAGCUGCUGAUGACAAUUGGAAGCGAAGACGGAAAUUGCUUAGAUGAAUCGUGGAUCGACAUACUGAAAUGCAUAUCACAAUUGGAAUUAGCUCAAUUAAUUGGAACUGGCGUGUCGAAUUCGCCGGAAUUUAAUGAUUCUUCCGCGCAAUAUGUCCUGAAAAGCGCCGCCAAUGUCGAUGAACGUAUGUUAUCUAGCCUACAGGAAUGCCUGGGUGAAACAACCUCACAAAAUGUUGUCGUUGCUGUUGAUAGAAUUUUUCAAGGCUCCUCUAAAUUAGAUGGUGAUGCUGUGGUUCAUUUCGUACGAGCAUUGUGUGAAGUUUCAAAAGAAGAACUAUCAGCAGCAGGUAAUCCACGAAUGUAUAUGUUACAGAAAAUAGUCGAAAUAUCUUUUUAUAAUAUGGAUAGAAUUCGAUUGCAGUGGUCCAGAAUAUGGAACAUUUUGGGAGAACAUUUCAAUAAAGCUGGAUGCAAUGCGAAUGAAACUGUGGCUCAUUUUGCGGUUGAUGCGCUAAGGCAACUUUCUAUGAAAUUCCUCGAACGAGGCGAAUUGCACAAUUUUCGUUUUCAGAAGGAUUUCCUUAAACCGUUUGAGAUCAUUAUGAACAAAAACCGCUCUUUGAAAUGUCGAGAAUUAGUUGUUGAAUGUAUCAGUCAUAUGGUGAAUUCCCAUUGGAACAAAAUUAUUUCUGGUUGGAAAAAUGUCUUCUCAGUUUUUACGAUGGCAGCUGGAGGAACUGAUGAAAAUAUUGUUGAGAGCGCUUUUAUUACUACAAAUUUCAUCAUAACCCAAGUAUUCGCGAAAGAAUUUGUUAACGUGCUGGAUUCGUUCCAAGAUGCCAUAAAAUGCUUAUCUGAAUUUGCUUGCAAUUCAAAUUAUCCAGAUAUUUCAAUGGAAGCCAUACGUUUAAUCCGCUUUUGUGCAACAUAUGUAUCGUUGAAUCAGCAGUUAAUUGUUGAUCAUCAGUGGGAAGAUGGAGCAACUAUAAAUGAUACACAGCGCGUUUUUCUUCGUGGCUGGUUUCCCAUUAUUUUUGAAUUAUCAUGUAUCAUUGGCAGAUGCAAAUUGGAUGUGAGGACUAGGAGCCUUACGGUUAUGUUCGAAAUUAUGAAAACUUAUGGGAAUGAAUUUAAAGAGGAAUGGUGGAAAGAUAUAUUCUUAGUAGUAUUCAGAAUUUUUGAUGUUAUGAAAUUAACUGAGGAGCAGAACGAGAAACUUGAAUGGAUGAGAACAACAUGUAAUCAUGCACUUUAUGCAAUUGUUGAUGUUUUCACUCAAUAUUAUGCAGAAUUAUCUGCAGUCUUGCUAAGCAAUAUAUAUGAACAGUUGUUUUGGUGUGCACAGCAAGAAAAUGAACAACUUGCUCGUUCAGCAAUUAAUUGUCUGGAAAGUUUAAUUCUUCUAAAUGGCUCGAAGUUUUCCUCUGCCAUGUGGGUGGAAACCAUAACACUUAUAGUAAAUAUGUUCAAUUCUACUUUACCUCAUUCCAAUUGUGAUGCUCUAUUCUCGUCACUGCUUGUUCGAUGCGUCGUUCAGUUAGAACUUGUGGAUGCCGUAAAUAAUAUUAUAUUUGGUCCUGGCUCUUCGCAAUUAGUUACAUGUCUUCUUGACUCUCAUUCGCUGGCGCAAAAAUUUAAUGGCAACAAUGCACAGCGAACCCUUUUAUGGAAGGCCGGAUUUAAAGGUAGAAGUAAACCUAAUCUUUUGCGUCAGGAAACUCAUAGCGUACGUACUGCUCUUUGUAUUCUAUAUCAGAUUUAUUUCGAUAUUCAGAGAACAUCAUUAGAACAAAAGAACGAUGUGAAAAAAAGGCUUUUGUGGUUAGGAAAUUGA